UCUGCAAAAGAAAAUUGUGUUGCUGCUCCUUCGACCCGCUGUCACAGCUCCUGUUGGGAUAGCUUCGAUCACCGCUGCUCUUCCCCCCCUUCCCUCCUUCACAGCAUAAUUCAGGCCAGAACAUACCAUAAUGGCUUCAAAGUUUUUAAGAGAAUAUAAACUGGUUGUUGUCGGUGGUGGUGGUGUCGGAAAGUCAUGCUUGACAAUUCAAUUGAUUCAGAGCCACUUCGUGGAUGAAUAUGACCCGACAAUUGAAGAUUCAUACCGCAAGCAGUGCGUCAUUGACGAGGAGGUGGCUUUGCUGGACGUGUUGGAUACUGCUGGACAGGAGGAGUAUUCGGCGAUGCGUGAACAAUACAUGCGAACCGGCGAAGGCUUUCUUCUAGUGUACUCGAUAACAUCGCGUCAAUCGUUCGAAGAAAUCAUGACCUUCCAACAACAGAUUCUACGAGUGAAGGACAAGGACUACUUCCCCAUCAUCGUGGUUGGUAACAAGUGCGAUUUGGACAAGGAGAGAGCUGUCUCCGAAGAAGAGGGUGAGGCGCUCGCACGGGAGUUCGGCUGCAAGUUCAUCGAAACCUCCGCCAAGUCCCGCAUCAACGUGGAAAACGCUUUCUACGACCUCGUGCGCGAAAUCCGUCGUUAUAACAAGGAGAUGUCAUCGUAUCCAUCUGGCGCUGGCGGGGGCUCCCGCGCCCCGGAAGGCAAGAUGGACGUCAGUGAGCCUGGCGAUGACGCAGGCUGCUGUGGAAAAUGUAUCAUUAUGUAAUGGGACAGGCGUUGGAUCUAAAAGAAUAUACAGGUCGAGAUACGGAAGGAAACAAAACACUUACAUUUACCCGGCUGGAAAGAGAUCAGCAACAGAUACGGGCCACUGUCUCAUUGCGGAAUGUGGCUUGUCGACGCUUUUUGGAUUGUGAUCAUUAUACCAUACGAGCCUCGCUAUCAGAUGAUGUCUGCUCCCACCCUAAUGCCGCCAUCGUCUCCAUGAACGUUCGAUUCCCCCUUUGUUCCUCUAUUUUGUUUAUUAUUAUUAUUAUUUUUUUUUUUUUUGAAAGAUUACUUUCUUGAC
Molecule: messenger RNA, 1072 nt
Organism: Aspergillus ibericus CBS 121593
Lineage: Eukaryota; Fungi; Ascomycota; Eurotiomycetes; Eurotiales; Aspergillaceae
Product: Ras family protein
Exons: 4
Coding region: 131-769 (212 amino acids)
Biological process (GO): signal transduction
Cellular component (GO): plasma membrane
Molecular function (GO): GDP binding; GTP binding; GTPase activity
Source: RefSeq, a predicted model, not a curated record